Messenger RNA from Rhopalosiphum padi (bird cherry-oat aphid), 5842 nucleotides. RefSeq lists its product as uncharacterized. NCBI's taxonomy places the organism in Eukaryota, Metazoa, Arthropoda, Insecta, Hemiptera, Aphididae. The record is from RefSeq and is a predicted model, not a curated record. The transcript is spliced from 6 exons. Bases 385 to 1431 code for a protein of 348 amino acids.
CCGCCACCGACAGCAGCAGUUCUUUGCUGACACGUCUCCGGCGCUGUCUGCAAACUACAUCUCAUCGCUGCAUCGUCGCCGCCGCCAUCGUUUGCAUCAGCUUUGUUUGAUUAUUAUCAAUUCAUUAUAUUAUUAUUAUAUAUAAUUCAUCUAUCCGUCUUUUCAUCGGUCAUCGGGCCAGGAUUGCUGGAAGUUAAAGAGCUAUUUCUCGGUCAUUUUGAUAACAAGAUCAUUGAUUGGCUAUCAUAAUCUCCGUUGUAUUAUAACUUACAUUUAAACUAUAUAUUGUACAUUCAUAUCGAAUUAUCCGUGCUUGUAUAACAUCCCGUUGACGAAGCGGACGUCGCAGCGGUGGCAAUCACCACGACGAGCCGACGACAUGAGAUGCAGUUGGCCGCCAGACGGAUCCGAUGGAUGUGUUUGUUGUGCGCGUGCGCACUGGCCGAUCAACGAGUCAACACCGCAAACAACGACACUGCACAAACAGGGUUGGGAGAACAGUGUUUCCAAGACGACACGUGUCAGUUGCACGACAAGCACGCGGUGUGCGCACAGGUGGACCACAACGCAAUAUGCAGGUGCAAACAGGGCUACCAUAUCGUCACCGUUUCCAGGCCUACCAAUGCCAGGAGCAGUUUUUGCGCCCAAGACGAUUCGGACGGCAAAACUGGUGGUUCGUCGCUGCUCGGCGUCGUGGUCGGCCUGCUAGUGUUCUCGGCGCUCAUCUGUUUCGGGCUGCGCCUGUCCACGGCCUCCAGACCCCGGCAUUUCCCGACCACCAACUUAUAUCCGAACAAGCUGCUGUGUUCACGUCAAACUAAAGCAUCUUCGAGCAAACAUUACGGCACCUCAGAUUCUGCGACAGCCAACGGACAACAAGAAGACGAGAGUAGUGCCGGUCAGUCGGAAGCCAAAGACGACGAUACGAGCAGGGUAGGAGCUGCCAGAGCAGCUGCUUUCAUAUUGAUCUCUUGCCGACCAUCCACGUCGGAGUCAACGACGGCCUCACCGAGCAGGACAAAAAGAGCAAAAAAAUUGGGUUAUGGUCGUACCGGUAGUGAUCCAGCUGUGCACAGUACAUCUUCAGUGAAAACAUACAACUUGAAAUGGUAUCAAAGGGACCAGCAGAGAAGGCAUUCGACAAAGAACAGGGAAGCAAAAGGCACUCCACCUAGUCAUUGUUCGACCGAACAACUAAUACAAAAUAGUUCGAAAGAUGAAUGCUCCAGAAACAGUCAAACCACGUUGAACUCUAAAGACAAGUCGAAAGCAUCGUCGGUGAGCCGAAUAGAGCAUAGAGCGCUGGUCCAUCAUUCGGCCGCGGCGAUUAGCGGCGGCAGCGGAAACUGCACGGAACCCAUGGUCACAGUUGAGCUAUCAGAACAACCGCUACAACGUCCGGAAGGAAUUAUUGCACAGGGGACACGAUGAAACGUAUAGAUAGCACGUGCGAGUAUGAUAAGAUAUGUUUAUGAAACGAUAAUAUAACUAUUAUCGUAUUAUAUAUAGUGUUUAAUUCAAUGAUCUAAAUCCACGUACCAUGGUUAAGUGAUAUAAAUUAUCUAUUAUAAUAAUUUAAUGAAAUAUAAUAUGCUUUGCUCGUGGAUAGACCGUAAGACGGCCUUAAAGACUAGUGGAUGCAGGAUGGGAAUGAUUUAUAAGUGGGUAUUCGCACUGCCCGUGAUUUUUUUAUAGCCGAUAUAGAUGCAAAUAAUAGAAAGAUCCUAUUUGAGUAUACCACCCCUGAAAACAACUUCCUUGAAUAUUUUUACUAGUUACGGCCGUUGUACACUUUUAAUAUUACAUUAUUACAACGUAUUAAUUAUACCUUAAUAAUACGCAUGUUCGCAUUUUAAACCCACGUUUAAUUAUUACAAAAUGUUCAUUUCGUCAUGACGUAUGCGAUCGGUGGUAAAAAAAGUGGUGUAAGGGUGGUUGUAUUUAAAUUUUAUAUACAUAUACCUAUCGAUUUCACGUGGGCAUAUUUUUAUCGUUUCUGGUCAUACGCCCUUCGAUAGCAACACUAUAUAUAUAUAUAUAUAGUGUGUAUCUGAAGGUGUCAAUAAUUUUAAUUGAAUUGCGUUUAAAUAAUAUGUCAUGUGUUCCGGAAUACACUCUGUAUAUGUUGUAGACGUAUACGUGGGCUAAAAUACGUGACGCUAUCCGCAAAGCACAGUCACCUAAUGUAGUGAAUAAUGAGAUAUAUAGGUGUAUUGCCCAUUUUAAAUCACUCGCGACGAUCAACCAUGAAGGCCGUACCGGGUAGUUAAAUACAAUUUUUCAAAACUCAUACUUCCACGAUAUUCCUUACACGAGGAACAAUAUUUUUAUAUAAUUUCUAGAUAAGUGUUUUAUACAAAUAUACAAUAUGUUUGAACGUAUGGGUAUGGAUUAUAUUAACUAUAUAGGUACUACACGUAUCUGAUAUUAUUAAUAAUGUUAAUAUAAUUAUGAUUAUUAUUACCUAUAUAUAUUAUAAUAUAUAUACAAUAUUUGUAACGUGUGCGUGUCGGUGUUGACGUUGAGCCUAUUCAUUAUUAUUAAUCUAUGAAUGUAUUAUUAUUAUUGUUAUUAUGUUAUACUACCUAUAUAGUGAGUAAGAAAAAUAAUAGACAUUAUAAUUUAUAGUUAAUAUGAAAUAAUUUAGUGAGUGUGAAAACGUGUGCGCACGAAUAACUAAUAUACCUACUAUAACUAAUACAUAAUAUAGGAUUUCGUUUUACAAAUAUUAAAAAACAGCCAAAGUAAAACGAUUUUUAAAAAACUAUCACAGGCAUUAUCUAUUAUAUAAUACAUAACGACUUAUUUGUUAUAAUUUAUUCAUUCGAUGAAACUGCAAUUUCGGAUUAAAGUUUUGGAAAAAAUAAAAAUUAAUAAUUUUAUAUUUUUUAAUUCAAUUAUGAUAAUUUCAGUUCAAAUAUACAUUUAUAAAGAUUAUAUACUAUUUUAAUGAUGAUACAUAUAUGGGUACAAUAUAAUAUAAUGUAUAUUACCGUUGAGCUGUUAAAAUAGAAAUUGAUAUUGAUUCUAUUAACAUAAUAUAUCAUACUACCAUUUUGUAUGAUAUUUAUGGUUAAGUCAUAUAUUAUUAUUAUGGACAUCGCGUUGUUAUACGGUUGAUGCAUACAUGAUUGAUUAAGACAAUAACUUAUUAAAAUUAAAUAUAUUUAUCAUAUAUACCAAAUGGCUGAAUAUUGUAUGCGUAUCCAUAUUGUACAGACUACAGAGCUAGCACCAUAGAAAAUUAUCUAAUUAGAGACAAAAAAGAAAAUAAUAAUAAUAAAAUAAAAUUUGAAAUUUAAUUCCGAAGGCUGCAGUUGUAUAAUAUGAGUUUAAUAUACUCGUAUAAUACUUAAAAUAAUAAUAUAUCAAAAUGUGUUAAUUAGAUACUUAAGAGAUACUUAAAUACAAUAUUUAUCAUAUUACAGUUGAAUAUGGUUAAUAAAGUGUAUGUAGGUUUAAGUUUUCGAUCGAUUUUUUUUUUGUUGUUUUAAUGUUCAAUAUUUUAUUACAAUAUUAUAAUUAUAUUAUAAUACAUAAAGACGUGUGAUUUAUUUAUGUGUUGUCGUGUUGAUUAUUAGUAUAAUACCAUAAUACAAUCGUAUAUUAAUUAUUAAUAUUAUAAAUGUAUAAUAAUUGUGUACUACUACCUACCUAUAUAUUAUAUAAAAUAUAUUUUGAAUUAUUAACAUGUAUUUAAGAAUAAUAAUAGGGAUUCCGAUAAAAUCAUAAUCCUUUGUAGUACAAAAACAGUAAGGUACUUAUAAACAUUUAGAAGACAUGAUUGUUUGUAGACUAGUGAAAACAACAAAGUUUCUUUAUUCUGUGUUAUAUCAAAUUCAUUAUUAUUAUGGAUGUAUUAUAUUUAUACAUAGAUCUCGAGUUACUAUUUUAUAAUAUAAAAAUAAACAAAUAGAUAUAAUAUAAUAUCUGUUACCUACUACAUAAAUCGAAUACCUACUUAAAUUUUGUAUACAAUACUCGCAUUAUAAUAAUAUAUAUAGAAAGUUUAUCUAUAUUAUUAUAGUUUCAUUUUUAUAGUCAUAACGAUUUUAUUUUAUAUAUUAUCUUUCAUGUGAAAAAUGUAUUACACAUAUAUAUUCCUAAAAUGUUAAAUUUAAAAGUGAUAAAACCGAAUCGAUAUUCUACACACGUCUAAAUGAAUAUUUAAGUACAUAAUUUAAUAUAUCAUAAAUAACAUUUCUGUUGUUUCUCAGUAUAGCAAUUUAAGGUAUAGUAAUUUGUUAUUAUUUUUUAAGAUCAAGUGCUAAAUCGCUACCUUUAGGAAUCCCUGCACCAAUUAUGUAUUGUUAAAAAGUGUUUAAGUUAUUUAACCAAUUGAAAUCUUCUAUUAUCAACAAAAAAUUUAAAAACCAAUUACGUGGAAUAAUUUUUUUUAAUUUAUGAAGCAAACUCUUUAGUCAAACUCUGUUUGAAAAUACAUUUUUGCUGGGAUAAUCUCUUUUACGUUUAAGUGAUUGAAUCAGUGAUCUUUUAGACUUGAUGAGUUGUUGAGUAUCUAAAUCAAGAACUGAACUAAAAAUUAGGUACUAUAUUAUGAUGAAGUAAUAUGGGUCGGAUUCUAACGUGUAUUUUAAUUUGUCGAACAUUUUACCUAACGUUGAUAGGUAUUAUAGUGACAUUAAAAUAUAUAUUGUUACCCGUUGGCGGGAGAUGUAUAAAAGUUUAAAUGAUCGUAGAAAAUAUCUGUCUAUUCGAACCGAAUUCCUAUCACGUGUACCCCAGUGGUGUAUUUGCGAGGAUUUGGGUCUGUAUGUUUUUAUAUUUAUUUUUAACUUCAAAAUUAAAUGAAAAUUAAUACUACUGAUAUUACUGACAUUACUAUGAACAGAAAAAAUGUAAUUAUUAGUUGAUGAAUAGCAAUAGAAUGGAGCAAACCUUUCGUAUCAAUAGUUGUAUUAAAAACUUUUUAAUUUAAACUUUAGAUACGGCAUUGACUUACUCAAUAAAUUUGAAACUUUCACUAAUAGCGUUAUUUUAUUAUUGGUAUUAAUUAUAUUAUCGCAGUUCACCUGACAAUAUUCUCGUUUUGUCUUUGGUUUUCGUGAAUCAUCUAGACGUGUGUAAUUCAAACCAAACUAUUAGUGUGUAAAUGAUUAUUUUAUUCUUCCACAUCAUAUCAUCGAAUUUAAAAUUUACUAUCCAUCUUCCUCUCUACUCAAUCAUUUAUUUUUAUUAUUUUUUCGUCCUCGGAAACGAUUUAAUAUAUAUAAAUAUAUAUAUAGGGUUUGUAAUGCGUAACAUUUGCGCUGGAUUCGGAAACGUAGCAGUGUAGAACAUUAUGAUAUUAUAAUUAAUAAUAAUAUUAUAUGAAAUGAAUAUACCUAUAAUAAUAUACAUCAUUAAUAACUAUAUAAUUUAAUUCAAUGAUUUCUUUUUUUUUAAGAUUUGAAUAAUGUGUGUAAAGGGUGUAUAAACGUUACGAUAAAAUUAUUAUUUAAACGUAAUAUUAUAUCAUAAGGGUCGAUUUAUUUGAUGCUAAGUAAUAUUAUAUAAUAUGAUAAUACAAUUAUAUUCACUGCUAUUUGGCAGCGCAGUUGAAACUUUUAAGUCUUAAUUCUUAAAUACAUUAUUAAUUUUGUAUUAUAAUUAUUAUUUUACCUUUGAUAUUAUUAUACAUUUUUAACAUUACAGAUGUUUAUGCGAAAACAUACUUGUAUUAUAUGUACCGUAUUAUAUAUCAUAUAAUAUACUGUGUAUCGAUUAUAUAUUAUAUUAUAUUUAUGGACAUAGCAUUAUUACUGUGAAAACUCGUGUCAUCAUAUAAUUAUUGUGUGUUAUUAUAUUAUUAUUAUAAUUAUUACAAUGUUAAAAAGUCAAA